This is a messenger RNA of Terrapene triunguis (Three-toed box turtle), 1848 nucleotides long. Its product is annotated as vitamin D3 hydroxylase-associated protein-like. The coding region runs from base 1 to 1848 and encodes 615 amino acids. Gene Ontology annotation, biological process: fatty acid catabolic process. The transcript has 16 exons. The record is from RefSeq and is a predicted model, not a curated record. Lineage: Eukaryota; Metazoa; Chordata; Testudines; Emydidae. Gene Ontology annotation, molecular function: fatty acid amide hydrolase activity; amidase activity.
AUGAUCCCCGAGAAGAUGCGGCAGCUGCUGCCGGAGGUGGAGCUGGAUCCCAGCGUUAUCUCCGUCCUGCUCUGCAGCUCCACCGUGGCCUUCCUGGUGCUCAAGUGGAUAGUGAAGAAGCUGGUGGAGCAGAGGAUGCGGGAGGCAAGGAGGAACCGAGUGCGCGCCCUGGGACAGAUGGAAGAAGCUGUCCAGCAGUUCAAACAAGAGAACCCAGAGGUACAGGCCAGUCUCAUCCUCUCUCUGCCGCUUGUUGAGCUGGUCAAGAAACUGAAGGAAGGUUCCCUGUCACCAGAGAGCGUCCUCUACACGUACAUGGACAAGGCCUUAGAAGUGAACCAGGACGUGAACUGUGUGACGGAUUUUAUUCAGGAGUGUGUGCACCUGCUCCAGGAAGUGAGGACACAAAAGGAGAAAGGCUUGUUGUAUGGAGUUCCCGUCAGUAUCAAGGAUCCCAUUGGAUAUGAGGGUCACGUCUCCACCUGUGGCUUGGGACAGUACCUCGGCUACCCGGAGCAAGAGGACAGCGUCUUAGUGAAGGUGCUGAAGAAGCAGGGGGCCAUUCCGUUUGUGAAAACCAACAUCUCCCAGUGCUUGAUCAACUAUGACUGCAGCAACUUGAUCUUCGGCCAGACGGUGAAUCCGCUGAACCACCAGAAAAGCCCCGGCGGCUCCUCCGGAGGGGAGGGGGCGCUGAUCGCCGGAGGAGGGUCCGUCCUGGGCUUUGGGACAGAUAUAGGUGGGAGCAUCCGCCUGCCGUCCAGCUUCUGCGGGCUGUGCGGGCUCAAGCCGACGGGCAACAGGCUGAGUCCUUCCGGAGUUAGCGGCCCUGUCAGUUACGUCCAAACAGUUACAGGAAUGGUUGGGCCAAUGGCGAGGGACGUGGAUAGCCUGGCUCUGUGCAUGAGAGCGCUCCUGUGUGACGACAUGUUCCGCCUGGACCCCACCGUGCCACCCCUGCCCUUCAACGAGGAGGUGUACUCCGGUUCCACUCCCCUUCGGAUUGGGUACUACGACACAGACGGCUAUUUCCUGCUACCUCCUUGCAUGAGACGGGCUGUGCAUGAAACCAGGACGUUGCUGCAGGAGGCUGGACACAUGCUGAUCCCGUUCAUCCCCCCGCGGAUCGACUACGUCAUGAACGAGCUCUUCAUGAAGGGUCUCUUUGCCGAUGGCGGCGCUGCUUUACUUGAGAAAUUUGAACUGGACACUGUGGAUCCCAACUCCUGCUCCCAGAUCAAUUGCUACAGACUCCCCUUUCUCCUGAAGAAGAUUCUGGCUUUCCUCACCAAACCGCUGUUCCCUCGAUUCUCCAGUUAUUUGAAUGCACUGUGUGGAGUGUGGUCGCCGAAAGAAUUCUCGGAGCUGCAUGCUGCAUUGAUGAUAUACCGACGGGAAUUCCUCUCCAGAUGGAGAAACCUGGAUCUGGAUGUCAUCCUGUGUCCUGUGUUAGGCCCUGCCUUCACCCUGGGGUAUCCUGGGAGACUCAUUGCUGCUGUUUCCUCUACCAUGUUGUACAACGUCUUAAACUUCCCCGCGGGGGUUGUGCCGGUCACCACCGUUACGGAGGCUGAUGAGGAAAAUCUGAAGCAUUACACAGGGCACUACGGUGACCCCUGGGAUAGGAGACUGAGGCAGGCUGUGGAAGGAGCCGUGGGGCUGCCCGUGGCGGUGCAAUGCGUGGCUCUGCCAUGGCAGGAGGAGCUGUGCCUUCGGUUCAUGAAGGAGGUGGAGAGACUGGCCCAGGGGCAGAAAAAGCAAACUGAGGAUAACUUACAGCGUGGAGGAUCCCGGGCUGAUGUGGCAAAACAGCGGGCGGAUCAGAAUUUCCCACCUCACAGCGGGUGA